UUUAGAAAAAAGAAUGUUAGACCCGUCACUAGCCAAGAUGGAGGAGUAUAAAAUGUGAAAGAUAUGAAGGUGAUGAGCACUUGAAUAUCAUUUGGUAGAAAUUGCUCAUCUAUCAAAAACACACACAAUGUCGAUGGACAAAUCUGGGUAUGGCCAUGACGGAAUAUUCCGAUCACUCCGACCACCAGUAGUCAUCCCAGCAAAACAACACACAUCAAUGAUCUCCUUCCUCUUCCGUAACGUUUCAUCGUACCCAAACAAACCGGCCUUAAUCGACUGCGACUCCGGCGAAACCCUCACUUUCUCUGAAUUCAAAACCACCGUAGCCAAGCUUUCUCAAGCCUUGAACACCCAACUGGGUAUCUCCAAGAACGACGUCGUCCUCUUCUUCGCCCCCAACUCAAUCCAAUACUCCGUCUCUCUUUUCUCUGUCAUCGCUCUCGGUGCCAUAGCCACCACCGUCAACCCUCAGUACACUGUCGGCGAGCUAUCCAAACAACUCCAAGACUCUAAACCCAAACUCAUCAUCACCAUUCCAGCAUUGUACCAAAAAGUUGAAAGCUUUGGCCUGCCGGUUGUGUUUUUAGGGUCAGAAAGUCCAAGAAAAGGAUGUUAUUCAUAUAACGAUUUGAUUUCAACAUCUUCCUCAGUCUCAGAACUCCCUAAUGUGUCCAUCGGAGGAGAUGAUACUGCGGCCUUACUGUACUCUUCUGGAACAACCGGUGUUAGUAAGGGUGUCGUUUUAAGCCAUAUGAAUUUCAUCUCUAACUCACAGAUGAUUACUUCAGAUCAAAGAUUAAUGGGGGAGAAAGACUACAGGUUCAUAUGUGUCUUGCCCAUGUUUCAUAUAGCCGGACUUGCGACUAUACUAUAUUCUCAGCUACAGGAAGGGAAUACCAUCAUAUCAAUGGGGAAGUUUGAUUUUGAAGGGUUACUAAAGAACAUUGAGAAAUAUAGAGCGACACAUUUAUGGGUUGUUCCUCCGGUUAUACUUGCUUUGGCUAAACAGGAUGCAGUAAAGAAGUUCGAUCUAUCUUCUUUAAAGCAAAUUGCUUCAGGUGCUGCACCUUUAGGGAAAGAAUUAAUGGAGGAGUGUGCCAAAAAGUUCCCUCAUGUUACAGUUAUUCAGGAUGCAGUAAAGAAGUUCGAUCUAUCUUCUUUAAAGCAAAUUGCUUCAGGUGCUGCACCUUUGGGGAAAGAAUUAAUGGAGGAGUGUGCCAAAAAGUUUCUUCAUGUUAUGGUUAUUCAGGUUGCACCAGUAGAGCUUGAAGUGCUUUUACUUUCACACUCUGAAAUAUUGAAUGUUGUAGUAAUUCCGUUUCCCAAUAUGGAAGCUGGCGAAGUCCCAAUUGCAUUUGUCGUUCGGUCUCCAAACAGUUCGUUGACCGAAGAUGAUGUUAAGAAAUUUAUUGCUGAACAGGUUUCACCUUAUAAAAAGAUUGAAGCGAGCGACAUUUGUAAACAAUGUGCAAAAUCGGCUGCGGGGAAACUUCUACGGCGGGAACUUAUUGAAAAGGUUCGAUCCGAAACAUAAGAUUUUAUGAAAUCAAAAAACUUAGAAUGUUUUGUAUACAAUAAAAGUUGUGAACUGUUUUGGAUUUGUUUUUUAACUAUCCGUGUAAAAAUUGUUAAAGUUUAGGAAAGUCAAUAAGGAGAGUCGGUAU
Lactuca saligna is the source of this 1664-nucleotide messenger RNA. Lineage: Eukaryota; Viridiplantae; Streptophyta; Magnoliopsida; Asterales; Asteraceae. The record is from the annotation of a GenBank genome assembly.